AAAAAAAUUCAACUUCUGUAAUAGCAGUUCUUUUAAUUAAACUUUAAACUCAGCACAAAGGGACUCAUUUCUUGGCCUAAUGACAAAAAUAACCAAUAAAUAAAACUUGUUGCUAAAAAUGUUCACAGCUUUGCAAAUAAUAUAAUUUCAACAAUAAAUUAAUUAUAAACACCAAAAACUUGUGACAGCUGCCAAAAAUACACGUUGGCAACAUUGUAAAUUGUGACAGUUGUCAAAAAUAUAGGUUAGAAAACUGUAAAUUGUGACGUUUAAAAUGUACAGUUAUCUUAUCAUUAAUAUUAGGUGCGUGAUAUGAUGAACAAUGGAGUUGAAAUAAAAUAAUGGGAUAUAUUGAGUUUUUUACAAAGUACGUUUUUGGAGAUUUUACGGUUCCAGAUAGGGGUGAUGGUAAUGUUUGGAAGGAUGAACCAACUCUUAAAGGAACGAUUAUUUAUUCCGUCAUUGUUCCGAUUCUUUGUGUUUUUGGAGUAUUUGCGAAUGCUUUGUGCCUCAUGGUUUUGAGAAAAGCAAAGCUGAGCGCAUCUGUUUAUACUUAUUUAUCAGUUCUAGCUUUGGUGGAUCUCAUGGGUUCAAUACUUCUGCUUUUGGCAGGCCUGUCUAAUGGUGCCCUAUGGUACGAAGGUUGGGGAUACUGGGACGCCCUUGUAGGUGUUCCGCUACAAGGAACUGUCAAUUGUUUGGGGGUUUGUGCUGUUAUAUUUGUUAUGAUAGAUCGUGUUACUUAUCUUUGGGACAGUCACAGCUGUGCUAAGCCCCCAUUUUGUGACCCUCUGGUAGCACGAAAAGUAAUGGGAAUCUGUUUUUUCGUUUCUGUAUUGGUUAAUGUGCCGUAUUGCUUUAUUUUUCGGGCGGAUAGAGAGGGUCAUCUUGUUAAUACACCAUUUUUUGAUUCCAGAGAAUAUGGUAUCUACAACUGGUGUUAUUUUAUUAUAUUCUGCAUUAUAUCAUCAAUAAUCCUAAUUAUGGGCAACGGUUUUCUAAUAUUUACAUUAAAAAAAGCGGAAAUAAAAAACGCAAAAUUAAAUUGUAAAAAAAGAAUGGACCACCGACACUUAACAACAGUGUUAAUAAUGAUAAUUCUGGUUUUUCUUUUGGCCAUAAUCCCGACAAACUUAACCUCCAGGACUAGCGCCAUUAACAUCCUUUUCCAUGGCGAUCACUAUAAGGCGCACACCAAAGAGGUCGAAAUAGUUCGACAAGUGUGCGCUUUGAUUGGCGCGAUUAACUUCAACGCCAACUUUGUGCUUUACUACGUUUUUUGUCCAUGUUUUUACAAGGCGAUGAUGCUGAUGUUCAGGAGAAAGAAAAGGGUGUCUAAGGUGGAAGUGAAUGUGUAUAUUUUGGAGGGUGGGGUUAAGGGGGAGAAGGAAAUUAUUGGGGUUUCUGAAAGAGGUUUUGAUACAGAGGAUUUGGAAGAUAAGGAAAGAACGUUAAAUACAUUAUAUUUGAAAUAAAUUAAAAGUGUUUUAUUAAAAAAUCUGCCAAAUUACAUAAAUUCUAAUAGGAUUUAGAUAAAAACUUACAAAAAACUUUCUAUAUAUACAGUUUUCGAG
Molecule: messenger RNA, 1574 nt
Organism: Brassicogethes aeneus
Lineage: Eukaryota; Metazoa; Arthropoda; Insecta; Coleoptera; Nitidulidae
Source: the annotation of a GenBank genome assembly